Messenger RNA from Mollisia scopiformis, 1575 nucleotides. RefSeq names its product FAD/NAD(P)-binding domain-containing protein. Gene Ontology annotation, molecular function: NADH dehydrogenase activity. Lineage: Eukaryota; Fungi; Ascomycota; Leotiomycetes; Helotiales; Mollisiaceae. The record is from RefSeq and is a predicted model, not a curated record. The coding region runs from base 1 to 1575 and encodes 524 amino acids. The transcript has 6 exons.
AUGAAUUCUAUUGUAAAGUCUUCGGCAAGAAAUUCACGUGCUUUGGGAAAGAAUACUGCGUUCAAGCAGAUUCUACGCAGGGGUGUAUCAACACAAGAGCUUGAUGCUACAAAGGGAGGCAAGUUAGCGAAUUCCUAUCGUGAGCGAGUAGUCAUUUUAGGAUCUGGCUGGUCCGGGUUCGUCCUGUCACGGGAGCUCGACAAGAAGAAAUUCCAGACAGUGGUUGUAUCACCAAGAUCUUACUUCGUCUUUACUCCUCUCCUUGCCUCAACAGCAGUCGGUACACUUGAAUUCCGUACCACUCUUGAGUCAGUCAGAGCGAGAGGUAAGGGUGUUGAAUUCUUCCAAGGAUGGGCGGAUGAUGUGAACUUCAACGAGAAGAGACUUCAAAUUGAAGAUGCAACAGUUCGAAGACCGUUGCAUGAAUCCGGAAGGAAUUAUCAUGCUGCAAGCUUGACAGAAGCUGAUCAAGCUCACCGGGUCAAGAAGAAAGGCCAGACAUUCGACUUGAGUUAUGACAAGCUUGUAAUUGCAGUCGGAUGUUACAGUCAGACUUUUGGAACUCCUGGGGUCAGGGAGAAUGCGUUCUUCUUAAAGGAUGUAGUCGAUGCCAGGAAGAUCAGAAAGAGAAUUCUUGAAUGCUUUGAAACUGCAGCAUUACCAACUACACCUGAUAAGCUACGAGAUCAGCUUCUCAACUUUGCCGUUGUUGGAGGGGGCCCCACCGGAGUUGAAUUCGCAGCCGAGCUUUUCGACCUCUGCCACGAAGACCUACGAAAACUCUACCCAAACCUGAUCCCCCACGUCAAAAUCUCAAUCUACGACGUUGCCCCCAAGAUCCUCCCCAUGUUCGACAAAGGCCUGGCCGAAUACGCUCUAAACCUCUUCAAACGCGACGGCAUCCAAGUUAAAACAGAACACCACAUCCAAUCCCUGCAACCUGGUCUUCCAGGAUCCGUCGACCCAGAUGCUGACGGCGGAUGCUUCACCCUGAAAACGCAAGAAGACGGUGAGAUUGGCGUCGGAAUGUGCGUCUGGUCCACAGGUCUCAUGAUGAAUCCCUUUAUUCAGAAAGCCUUGAACGAUGUGCACAAAUACCCCUCUUCCUCCGCUUCCCUCUCAACCGAAGUCUCUACUCCCGAAAGCAAGAAAUGGUCUUUGAAGCGGCACCCCAAAACCGGUGGUUUGAUGGUCGACGAUCGAUUUCGCGUCAAACUCAUUCCAAGGAAUGGAUCCGCCCCAACAGAAAAUACCCCCGAGGCUACGAUGCAAGACGUCUUCGCUCUCGGCGACGUCGCUGUGCUAGAGAAAAGUCAGCUACCAGCCACGGCCCAGGUCGCGAACCAGGAAGCGAAGUGGCUAGGGAAGAGGUUCAAUAAGGGAGAUAUGGAGAAAGAUGGGUUUAAUUUCAAGAAUCUCGGCGUUAUGACGUAUCUUGGGAACAUGAAGGCUAUAAUGCAGGCUGAAGGUGGGACUGAGGUUAAAGGGCGAAUGGCGUGGAUUAUCUGGAGAGGAGCGUAUCUGACGCAGACUGUGAGUUGGAGGAACAAAUUGUUGAUUCCUAUUUAUUGGUGA